UGUUUGAUAGUGAGCUUCAAUGUGCUGUUGUGAGAGAAACAUGGUGUGAGAUCCGAGCUUCGCUGCCUGCAGUGUCGACAGACCGAGGAACAAAAGGCGCCAUUAAAGCUCAGGGUCUGGGACUUAGCAAACAAAUAACCGUAGCCCGAAUGAACAGUUAAAUUAUUGCAUAAAAUGAGCCACCAUUGCCUUCUUUUUCCCCUUCAGCGUUAGCAUCGCAGCCUCCCUGACAGCACAGUCCUGCGCGUAAGUACUAGACUCUACUCAUGUAUUCCUGCGCAAAGGGGUUGUGCUUUUUGGAGGGAGGAGGGGGGUUGGGAGCGUAAACGGAAACCCAAAAUAUUCACGAACACCUUAAGGUGCAUUAAACUGCACGUUUUAGAAACAUCGUUUCUUGUCCACCCCAAACGCCCUGGCGCUCGGGGUGUUUGUCCGCAUCGACGCGUGGCAUGUUGUGCCCGAGAGGGGACUAUUUUGCGAGAGCGCAGAAGCCUCGCGCGACGUGCCGGAUCUGCUUUCUGUGUGUGUUGGGUGAAUGGAGGCGCAGCUCUUCCUGGUGAACAAACACUGACAACUAUAGGGCAGCCUAGCGAUACCCGCUUCCCAGAACGGCCACACACACCUUCUCCUUCACCCCCAAAACAACCCUAAACAUGGCUGCUGAGCGUAAACACAUCGCGCAGUUGAAAUCCGAACUGUACUUCCUAAUAGCCCGGUUUUUAGAAGCUGGACCUUGUCAGGACGCGGCAGAGACCUUGAUACGGGAGGUUCAGGAGAAGGAGCUGUUACCCAAAAGGAUUGACUGGACUGGCAAAGAACACCCAGGGAGUUACGAAAAUUUGGUCAAAUUGUACAGGCACAUUUCUCCAGAUCACCUGUUGCAGGUGUGUGAGCGAGUGAGUCCUCUUUUAGAGAGAGAAGUGCCAGCCAGUGUACCUGGAGUUAACUCACUGUUGGGAGCUGGACGCCAGUCAGUGCUACGUACAAACAAGAGUUGUAAGCACGUGGUAUGGAAGGGGUCCGCCCUCGCAGCCCUGCAUUGUGGCAGGCCGCCCGAGCCGCCAGUCAUCUAUGGAAGCCCGCCCAAUAUUGUGGAAACAAUAUACAGUCGGAGGCUGAAUGGCUCAUAUCGGUUGGGUCAGUUGGUUCCUACAGCUGUUUACCAACAUAUGAAGAUGCACAAGAGAAUUCUGGGACACCUGUCAUCUGUGUACUGCGUCACCUUCGACCGCACCGGUCGCCGCAUCUUCACAGGUUCGGACGACUGUCUGGUGAAGAUCUGGGCAACGGAUAAUGGGCGUUUGCUGGCGACACUGAGAGGUCAUGCGGCAGAGAUUUCAGACAUGGCUGUGAAUUAUGAGAACACCCUGCUGGCAGCCGGCAGCUGUGAUAAAAUGAUCAGAGUGUGGUGCCUGCAGACCUGCGCCCCGCUGGCAGUACUGGAGGGCCACGCGGCAUCCAUAACAUCAUUACAGUUUUCUCCUCUGUGCAGUGGCAAUAAGAGGUUCCUGUCCUCCACUGGAGCUGACGGGACCAUCUGUUUCUGGCAGUGGGAUGCACGCACGCUCAAAUUCGGGCAGCGACCCAGCAAAUUCAUUGAGCGGCCCAGACCAGGCGUGCAGAUGAUCUGUUCCUCUUUUAGUGCAGGUGGGAUGUUCCUGGCGACAGGCAGCACUGAUCACAUUAUUAGGGUUUAUUACUUUGGAGAUGGACAACCAGAGAAGAUAUCUGAGCUGGAGUCUCACACUGACAAAGUCGACAGCAUCCAGUUCUCCCAUGGUGGCGAUCGGUUUGUGAGUGGCAGUAGAGACGGCACAGCGCGGAUAUGGCAGCUGCAGCAGCAGGACUGGCGAAGCAUUCUCCUGGACAUGGCCACUAAGCUACCUGGCAAGUACAACCCUCCACCUUUAGAGGACAAAGUUACCAAACUGAAGGUGACUAUGGUGGCCUGGGAUUGCAAUGACAACACAGUCAUUACCGCUGCAAACAACUUGACAUUGAAAGUGUGGAACUCGUACACAGGGAACCUUAUUCAUGUAUUGAUGGGCCAUGAGGAUGAGGUGUUUGUGUUGGAGCCACAUCCAUUUGAUUCCAGAGUGCUUUUCUCUGCUGGGCACGACGGAAACGCCAUCGUCUGGGAUCUGGCAAGAGGAGUCAAAAUACGCUCUUACUUUAACAUGAUCGAGGGUCAGGGCCACGGUGCGGUCUUUGACUGUAAGUGCUCUCCAGAUGGGCAGCACUUCGCUUGCACGGACUCCCAUGGUCACCUGCUCAUCUUUGGCUUCGGCUCUAGCAGCAGAUACGACAAGAUAGCAGAUCAGAUGUUCUUCCACACUGAUUAUCGGCCGCUUAUCCGUGAUGCCCAUAACUUUGUGCUGGAUGAACAGACCCAGCAGGCACCUCAUCUCAUGCCACCGCCAUUCCUGGUGGAUGUGGACGGGAAUCCUCACCCUCCACGCUACCAGAGACUGGUUCCUGGCAGAGAGAACUGCAGAGAGGAACAGCUCAUACCCCAGAUGGGGCUCACGUCAUCAGGGCUGAAUCAGGUGGUUAGUCAGCAAGCUGCAGAAGGCUCUAGUCCUCUUGAUAGUAUGAUCCAGAGACUACAGCAAGAGCAGGACCAGAGACUGGGGUCUGACACCAGAGCCAGCAGAGGAUCCGUCAGUUCUCCCACAGAGGUCUCUUCUCCACCUAAUGUGGGUCUGAGACGCAGUGGACAGAUUGAAGGUGUUCGCCAGAUGCACAGUAACGCUCCACGCAGUGAGAUUGCCACUGAGAGAGACCUGGUGGCAUGGAGUCGAAGGGUCCUCGUUCCUGAACUAUCACCAGCUAUAGCUUGUAAGCAGGAGAUUUGGCGUGCAGCUAAAGGAGAAGAGGAAAUCAACGUCUACAGGUCAGAAAGGAGGAGACGCAGCGUACACAGCCAGUACCACAGAGAAAACCGGCAUGCUAUAGAAAAUUCUAUGGAGGAGGGGCGCCGUCACCAGGGUAACCAGCAUAACUACCAUACACGAUUGGCCGUGGAGGAAACGAGUCGUCAGAGUGAACCUAACGAGGAAGAACACAGUGCUUCUGAGGGAGAACCCGAAGCAAGACCUCCGAGCAGAGAAUCAUCAGAUGAGGAAAGGGAGGAAAAAGAACCCUGGCCUGAUGAUAACAGCAGCUCCAGCGAUUACUCCAGCGAUUACUCAGACUGGACAGCAGAUGCUGGAAUAAACCUGGAACCGCCCAAGAAGACCAGCGUGAAGAAAAAGAAGAAGAAUGCCAGCAGCUCGGAAGAAGAUGGAGAGAAGAAAAAAGACUCCAAAAAGGAGAGGAGGAAAGAAAAGCAGGACAAAGAUGGAGCACUACCAAAGAAGAAGAAGCCAAAGGAGAAACGGAAGAGGAUACCUGAACUGCAGAACCAGGGUUUGACUUUAGAGGAAUGGCUGCCCUCCGCCUGGAUCACUGACACCAUGCCACGGAGAUGCCCCUUCACCCCACAGAUGGGCGAUGAGGUAUAUUAUUUCCGUCAAGGCCAUGAAGCUUAUGUGGAGAUGGCCAAAAAAAAUAAGAUCUUCAGUAUAAAUCCUAAAAAACAGCCCUGGCACAAGUUAGAGCUCAGGGAGCAGGAGCUGUUGAAGAUAGUGGGCAUUAAGUAUGAGGUGGGUUUGCCUACUCUGUGCUGUCUGAAGCUGGCCUUCCUGGACCCAGACACUGGCAAACUGACGGGUGGCUCUUUCUCUAUGAAAUACCACGACAUGCCUGAUGUCAUCGACUUCCUGGUACUUCGCCAGCAGUUUGAUAAUGCAAGACAGAGGAAUUGGAUGAUAGGUGAUCGUUUCCGGACAGUGAUAGAUGAUGCCUGGUGGUUUGGUACGAUUGAGAGUCAGGAGCCUUACCAGGCUGAAUAUCCAGACUCUCUGUUCCAGUGCUACAACGUCUGCUGGGAUAAUGGAGAUACAGAAAAGAUGAGCCCAUGGGACAUGGAGGAGAUUCCCAAUGAAGCAUUUCCUGACGAGUUAGGUCUGAGUGUGCCUCUAACUGAGGAGGAGCAGAAAGCCUUAUUGUACAAGCCUCUAGAAGGAGAGUGGGGCUCACGCACACGUGACGAAGAGUGUGAGCGCAUCAUCAGGGGCAUCGACCAGCUUUGCACUUUGGAUGUGGCUGCGCCAUUUGAACUGCCAGUGGACUUGCAGGCAUAUCCAACGUAUUGCACCGUAGUUGCUUACGUCACAGAUCUGAGCACCAUCCGACAAAGACUACAGAACCGUUUCUAUAGGCGAAUGUCAUCGUUGAUGUGGGAGGUACGCUACAUCGAACACAAUGCUCAAACCUUCAAUGAACCAGGCGCAUUCAUUGUCAAAACUGCCAAAUUCGUAUCUGACCUCAUGCUACAAUUUAUCAAGGACCAAAGCUGUACAGAUAUUAUUCCGCUGUAUAACAGUAUGAAGAAAACCGCUUUCUCAGAUUCAAGCGACGAUGAAGAUGAGGAUGAGGAUGAAGAACAUGAGGCACCUUGUACAUCUAGCCGCAAUAAGAAGAGGCAGCAGCAGCAGCCUAUCCUGAGGAGUCUGCGCAGUAAACCAUCAUCAGACCCUCAGAGCUGGAAGGGGCGCUGCAAAGAGCUGCUGGAGCUCAUCUUUCAGUGUGAAGAUUCAGAGCCUUUCAGACAGCCUGUGGAUCUGGAGGAGUAUCCGGACUACUUGGACAUUGUGGACACUCCUAUGGACUUUGGGACUGUGUUGAACCGCCUGUUAGAAGGAGAGUAUGACACUCCCAUGGAUCUUUGUAAAGAUGUACGUCUCAUCUUCAGCAACUCCAAAGCCUAUACACCCAGCAAAAAGUCCAGGAUCUAUAGCAUGAGUCUGCGAUUGUCUGCUCUGUUUGAAGAGCAUAUCAGUUCGAUCCUGACCGAUUUUAAAGCUGCUCAAAGUCUGCACAGUGAGCGAUUCACCCGUCAGCGGCUGCACACCGAGCGCUUGACCAGACAGUCUGUGAAAAGAAGGAGGAGUUCUUCACAUUCAAGCUCCGCCUCUAGUCCAGAAAGGAAGCGUCGGGUUUCGUCUCGCGUUCCUCCUCGAUCCGACAAUGCAGCUCCGCCCACUCCUGCUGGACCUUCCCGGGCUCCUUCUUUACGGCAAACACAUCCACAAAUCAAUGGCAAGGCUGAGGCUCCUGUUGUCCCCGGUCGGACGCGAAGCUCAGCCCGCUUUGGAACCCAACUCACAGAUGCACCCUCUACACAGUCAGCUCCUCCCCCUCCACCCAGCCACAGUAAGACAGCAGAGCCCUCCUCUAGAGUCCUGCGCACCCAGAACUCUCACUCCAUUGGUGCCUCCAGGGAAACCGAGAGCUCUGCAGUUCCCCACACAAAUGAAGGUGGGGCCAGAGAGUCUCGCAGGAAACUUCGGACACCUGUAAAACUCACACCAGGUCCAGUCAAUCACAGCUCUUCUCCUCAAAACAGUUUGCAUUUGAAUGGUCAUAGUCAAGUGACUCUGGGAGUGGUACGAAGAGGCCGGGGCCGACCCAGAUUAGAUGCACAAAUACAAACGCCAGUAGAGGUACCGCCACCCCCACUGCCCCAGGCCUCUGGAAAAAAGAGAGGGAGGAAAAGCAAGAAAGAGCUGGAGUCCCUACGAAGAAGCUCCUCCCACGAGGAGGAGCUUCUUCUGUCUACCGGCGAUGAGGGCGGGGCUUCCUCUACAGCCCAGGACAGUAGUCUUUCAGAUUCAGGGGUAGUGACUCCAGAGUGUCCCAAACAACGAGGUAGACCGCGAGUCAUCCGGACGCCGGAUACCCCAGCUCCUCCAAGCCCUAAAGCUCUCAGAAGGAGCAGUCGACGUGGAAACGAAGAAACCACGCCCCCUACGCCAGGCCCUGCCCAAAGGGAGGAGCCUGACAUUUAUAUGGGAGAGGAUGGGAGCUCGAAAGGGCAGAUGAGAACGCGUAACCAAGGCCGAAGGACAGCUUUCUAUAACGAAGAAGACUCUGAGGAAGAGCAAAGACAACUUUUGUUUGAGGAUGCCUCGAUUACUUUCGGCACGUCAAGCAAAGGGAGAGUCCGCAAGCUCACCGAGAAGGCCAAAGCCAACCUUAUUGGCUGGUAACAAUGCCAACUUUGCAUGUCCUAUGUGACACAACCCCUUAUCCUUGCCCCAUUGGGGAGGGGGAACCAUUCCUGCUGCUAUCAGACUGUCAUGAUUAUCUGAAUCUUUCAUUCUGACUCUCAAAAUUGAUUCUCACGUUUUGAAUCGUUGACUCUUUUGGUGACUUCAAGAGUCACGGCCCCUUGAAAUCCCCCACCUUAUACAUUUUCUUCCACAGAAAAUCACAAAUGCAGUUAAAUACUGAUUUUCAUAUGCACUAUUUGAAUGCCAGUGAAGAAAGGUACUUAUACAGUCUUAUGAAUCCAAAUAACCUGAUUUCAUCUCUCAAGAAAGCACUUAUUUGAGGACGUUUGAGUGUGUGUGAGUGUGGUAUAACUUGAGCUUUUACUCUGUCUGGUUUCUUUAAACUGUUAAUUUUAUGCAUUGUUUUUACACGGUUGUUGCUAAGGGCAACAAAUCAAACACUUGUUCAAAAAAAUCUAUUUUUAACAGAUCAUGGUGUAAGUGGCUGUAAAGCUGUAGUGGAGUGCAGAGAAGGACCUCAUAAAUCGCGUGUUGUCUUUUUAAUGUCUUUCUCUGUGAGUCAAGAUCAGUGGCAGUGGUAAUUCACGCAUGUUUUUAUAUAAUUAGCAAUACCUUGUGCCUUUUCAUACAUUCAAUACAUAUUGGCUCCUUUGUACUCCCCAGUUUGUGUGAGAGAGUGUGUUUGAUGCUUUAGCGCGUUGAUUCAUCCAUUACAAAUGUGUGUUAUUGAUCUGUUGCUGGGAUAGAGAUUAGUGAGCAGCAUAUCUACCCAUGACCACUGUGUGUGUGUGUGUGCGCGCGUGUGCGUGUGUGUGCGCUUGCGUUGAGUUCAUGCAGUUGUUGAGGUGUGUAAUAGUUGUGACAUUAUCACUCCACGCCUGUUUUAUCAGGCUCCCAAAAUGCACUGUGAUCCCUAACUAGAGCCAUGACUUAAAAAUACAGUGGCCACAAGAAGUGUUUGAACACUGAAAACAACCGUUUUAAAAUGUCUGAAUGUCAUUGUAUUAGAGAAUGAAAUAUCAAAGCAGGUGGCAUCUCCAUAUAAAUGAUGGUAGAGAUUUUCACAGAACUAACUUCACUUUCCAUGGCAGUUUUUGAAAAUAUGGCUGACUAUUUAAUGUUAAUUUGGAAACAAAUUAUGUGAUUAAUUAAUGAUGAAUAAUUAUUAAUGCAUAAUAAUUGUUAAUUAAUGGUAGUUAUUUUUUAACAGUUGUCUAAAAAUGAUUGCAAAAAUAUUUUCAGUUUUAAACUGAUUUGACCAAGGCUGUUUAUUUGAUUAGAAAUACAGUAAAAAUAGUAAUAUUGUGAAUUAUUAUUAUUAUUAUUAUAACAAAGUAAUUUUACAAUAUUAAUAUAUUUAACAUUUUAAUAAUGUUAAUAUAUUUAAUAUAUAAUCAGUGAUUUCUUUUUAAAUAUAUUUUAAAAUGUAAUUUAUUUCUGUGAUGGCAAAGCUUAAUUUUCAGCAGCCAUUACUCCAGGCUUCAGUGUCACAUGAUCCUUCAGAAAUCAUUGAAAUACGCUGAUUGGUGUUCAAGACACAUUUCUCUUAUCUAUCGAUGUUGAAAACAGUUAUGCUUCUUAAUACUGAUACAAUUUUGAUGCAUGACUGCAUUUAUUUGAAAUGUAUAUCUUUUGUAACAUUAUACAUUUCUUUACUGUGACUUUUUCAAUUUGUUGAAUUAAAAUAUUAAUUUCUUUCAAAAAAUAAAUAAAUAAGUAAAUAAAUAAAAUGUGCUGACCCGAAACUUUUGGAAGGUAGAAACAAUUGCAUCUACUUCAAUUCAUUGAAAAAUCAUGAUCAAAUUAAUUUUGAUUAAUUCUUAAUCAAAUGACAGUGACAGCCCUACUUUUCUUUUAACCUAACAAUAUACCCAUCAGCAAAUGUGUUUUUGUGAAAUAUUUUGCUUUUAACAUUUGCUUUGUUCUAAAGUGCCUCUUAGUUUGAUGUUGUGAUAUUUAAUGCAAUGACAUUCAUAUAUUUAUGGCAUUUCUCAUAUGUUCAAGUGCUUUUGAUGCCACUGUUUGAUGCUUCUUCAAACCACUAUUGACAGAGUUAUUAAUAUGUGUGUGUAGCGAAGUUCAUUGCCUCAGUCCCCACACUCUGCCUGUAGUUUCAUCUAGCCCGGAGAGCAGGCCUCUUUCUCUGUAUUAGCUAAACUCAUUGAAUUACUGUGGAACUGCUCAUUUCAUUAGCAGAGAGGACUUUUGUUUUUGCCCGAUCACAUUGAAACACUGUGUUUGAUAUUUCCCGUUCUGAUGCAUCGACUCGGCUUCAGUAGAAACCGCAGGGCAGCGAAUCACACAAGAGGCAGUGUGCAUGUCGUAUUCUGUGUUUUGAAUGUGCCUUGACUUUUUGUGUGUAUGUACGUGUCUUGUGUGAUGUAAAACUGAAGAAUUAAGGUAUUGUAUCCCACCUUGAAGUCCGGACUCACAUAUGCAGCAUAGUCUCUUUUUGAGAAAGCCGGAUCACAUUCAGUCUGGUUUGUCGCCAUAUGAUUUUGUAGGUUCUUGCGUACUUUCAGCAGUUGUGGUCUGGGUCAUCCAUUACGAUAGCGCUAAUCCAGCCCAUAGCUUUAAAACUGGUUUGAUGAACCAAAGCCUUUGAACGAGUGUGUGGUUGUUUGAUGGGAACAUAUGUGGCUGUUUUAUAUGCAGUUGACGCAUGUCUGAGAUUCUCGAGUGUAUGUGAUGUCCAUUUCUGUGUGUGUUUAUGUACAAGCCCCAUGUUUUAUUGAGCUGGUGUUUCUAAUCUGUUGCUACAUGAAAACUGUAUUAUAUCUGAUUCACGACCCCUCUAUUACCACCAUACUGCACAGGAAGUGACAUCUCACGGACUGAUUGACAGGUUUUAGAGUGGAGAUCAAAGAUGGAUGCAUGUUAGUAUAUUCUCUGGUCUUUUAAAUCUGAAGGUACAGUCAUGUUUGUGGGGUCAGGGUCUUUUUCCCCUCUCCGGUCUUAUAUCCUCAGACUGAGAGGUCUUUCUAUGUUAGUUUGUAUACUUUUAUAUAAAGGAAAAAGUGUAAAUAAAGACGUUAAAUAGAAUGUAUGUGUAGGGUGUACUGCUGUCACAUUAGUUCAUACUGAUAUUUUAAGGAAAUAAACAUUUGUG
This is a messenger RNA of Onychostoma macrolepis, 9225 nucleotides long. It is a transcript of the gene phip, whose product is annotated as pleckstrin homology domain interacting protein. The transcript has 39 exons. The coding region runs from base 654 to 6092 and encodes 1812 amino acids. Gene Ontology annotation, biological process: cytoskeleton organization; regulation of cell shape; regulation of transcription by RNA polymerase II. Lineage: Eukaryota; Metazoa; Chordata; Actinopteri; Cypriniformes; Cyprinidae. The record is from RefSeq and is a predicted model, not a curated record. Gene Ontology annotation, molecular function: protein binding. Gene Ontology annotation, cellular component: nucleus.